Molecule: messenger RNA, 1320 nt
Organism: Solanum lycopersicum (tomato)
Lineage: Eukaryota; Viridiplantae; Streptophyta; Magnoliopsida; Solanales; Solanaceae
Product: transcription factor MYB106-like
Source: RefSeq, a predicted model, not a curated record
GUUAGCUUUCUACUGAAUAACAACCCAACUUAAUCACAAAAAACAUUAUAUCAUAUUUUUACAAAAAAAAAAGGUUUCUCUUUGUAAGUCCAAAGAAAAUGGGAAGAUCACCAUGUUGUGAGAAAGUGGGAUUGAAGAAAGGACCAUGGACUCCUGAAGAAGACCAAAAACUCAUGGAUUACAUUGAAAAAAAUGGAUGUGGUAGUUGGCGUGCUUUGCCAACUAAAGCCGGACUCAAGAGAUGUGGAAAAAGUUGCAGAUUAAGAUGGAUAAAUUAUUUAAGACCUGAUAUUAAGAGAGGAAAAUUCAGUUUGCAAGAAGAACAGACAAUCAUUCAACUCCAUGCCCUUCUUGGUAACAGAUGGUCAGCUAUUGCGACUCAUUUGGCUAACAGAACGGACAAUGAAAUUAAGAAUUAUUGGAACACGCACUUGAAGAAGAGGUUAACCAAGAUGGGCAUUGAUCCAAAUACUCAUAAACCAAAAUCCAACAUCUUUGGUUCCGCAAACCUAAGCCACAUGGCUCAGUGGGAAAAGGCUCGUUUAGAAGCUGAAGCUCGACUUGUUCGCGAAUCCAAAAAACAACACCAACAAAUUAUUUCGAACAAUAACAAUAACAUUAAUAAUUAUAAUAAUAUCCACUUUAGUCCUAAUAAUUUGACUACUACUACAACAACAAAUGUUUUACCACCCCUUCAAACAAAAUUACCCUCUCCACCUUGUCUUGAUGUGUUAAAAGCAUGGCAAGGAGGGGCAAAUUGGUCAAUUAUGCCAAAAAUUACCAAAGAUAAUUUUUUCGAUAACCCUCCAAUAUCCACUUCAAAUUUAUCUCUAAUCAUGGUACCAAAUAAUAAUAGUAUUACAGGGGCUGGAUUAAUUGAUAAUUCAUGUUUGAUUGGUACUGAAAAUUUCAUGGAGAAUAACAUUAAUGGCAUUUCAUAUUCUAAUUAUCCAAAUUUGAAUACUAUUCAAGGGUUUACACACUUGGACCAUGUUCUUGGAAGUCGUGAAGAAGAAGACGACAACGACAACAACGACAACACUUAUUGGAACACUAUACUAAAAUCUUGUACUUCAUUUGUUGAUGGUUCAUCAGUAUUUUAAUUAAUUAAUUAAAAUGGUCAUAUAUAUUGUAAUAGCUAAUUUAUAAGUUUGUAUAAGUACAUGAAUUAGGACUUAGGAAAUUCUACUUUAGACUAAGAUUAACAAACCUUAGUCUAAAGAAGAAUUGCCUUGAGUUUUAAGCAUUUAAGGCAUUAAAUAUAUUGUACUAGUCUAGUCCUUUAAUUUGAUAGUUUAUUUAACUUGCUAGUUGUCAGUA